This is a messenger RNA of Symbiodinium necroappetens, 944 nucleotides long. NCBI's taxonomy places the organism in Eukaryota, Dinophyceae, Suessiales, Symbiodiniaceae. The record is from the annotation of a GenBank genome assembly.
GUGCGGACCUGGACCCUCACCGCAAGGACAGCCAGUUCCACUUGUUUGGCGACGAGAUCGUGGGCAGGAAAUGCGACCCACGAGAAGGAUUCCAGAACAAAGUCCAGGAGCUGUUGCGCGCGUAUCCGGCCUACCACAGCGAAGCGCUUCGGCGUCCGAACUUGCAGACAUCGAUCAGCUGCCAGCUCUCGAGCAACCGAAGACAUUUCGCCAGGACCUGCACUGAGCCCGGAGACCGCGAGUUGGAGUUGGAUACAGGCCCACGGCGGCAAAGGUCCGAAUCCAUGUACAUCCGGAAGCCCGCUUUGAUCGAUACCGAGAAAUGGGAUGGCUCCUAUGGAAUGCUGAGCAGAGAUCCGGAUGAUAGCAGGGUUGACAACAAUGCGAAGACGUAUUCCGAUAACACGACGUUGACACCACAGUCGACCUCAUGUUUGGAUAUAGGCGACUGUUGCCCAAUGCCCGUAUCCCGUUGUUCAUCAAUGCGCAGUGCUGCCACUUCCUCCGGCAAUUGGCAGCAACCAGAUUGCACGCUCAUAUUCCUGGACUGGGACGACACGCUAUUUCCAACCACUUGGUUGGAAUCCAAGCAGGCUUUCCAAGCUUGGUGUCGGAGUGGCGCGUGGCGGAGUGAGGCUUCACCGCAUUUGGAUGCAAAAGAUGUGGCUAUGCUCCAGGAUAUGGAGCAGGCAGCUCGGGCGAUUGUUGCGACAGCUUCGGACUUGGGCCACGUUUGUUGUGUGACCUUGGCACAGCCUCCAUGGCAAGAAGUGUCCAUGAAGGCGGGGCGGACUUGGAAGUGCUGGAAAAAAGUUAGCACGAGAUGGAAGUGCAGUGAAAAAGGCAUUGAAGGAAACUACUCUGGAAGGCAAUCGCUGGCGUUACUAGUGCAGGUUGUGGUCCUUGUACAUAUGACUGUUGCUUGGAAGAAGACGAGCUGGUGA